CGUAAUUUCUUGGGCGACGAAAGGCCAUUUUCUUUGGAUAUUGAAGGUUACAGAUCACAGAUUCGGCCUGAGGAUAUUCUCCAAUGAUUGAUUCCAUUAAGCACCGAUUUGGGCAUAUUUAUUCCGGGUCAAAUUUUGGCAGAUUCCAAAGGGGUACCAUCACAGAUUUCGGGCGAUUUAUCCGAAAUGCCAUUUUCUUUCGAUUCUGGAGGCUAUAGAUCACGGAAUCAGGCCUGAGGCUAUUCUCCAACGAUGAUUGAGUCCAUUAAGCCCGAUUUGGGAGGAUUUAUUCCGGAUCAAUAUUUGGCAGAUUCCAAAGGGGUACCAUCACAGAUUUCGGGCGAUUCAUCCGAAAUGCCAUUUUCUUUUGAUUCUGGAGGCUACAGAUCACGGAAUCAGGCCGAGGCUAUUCUCCCCCGCUAAUGAAGUCUAUUGAUCAUAAUCUCCACGGAUGAUAAGCCCGUUAAGCAUCGAUUUGGGCCAAUUUAUUUUCAGAUGGCAUUUUCGUAAUUUCAUGUGCGACGAAAGGCCCUUUGGAUAUUGAAGGCUACAAAUCACGGAUUCGGCCUGAGGCUAUUCUCCAACGAUGAUUGAGGCCAUUAAGCACAGAUUUGUGCGGAUUUGUUCCGGGUCAAUUUUUGGCAGAUUCCAAAGGGGUAACAUCAUAGAUUUCGGGCGAUUUAUGCGGAAUGCCAUUUUCUUUCGAUUCUGGAGGUUACAGAUCACGGAAUCAGGCCAAGGCUAUUCUCCACCGAUAAUGAAGUCUAUUGAUCCUAUUCUCCACGGAUGAUAAUCCCGUUAAGCAUCGAUUUGGGCCAAUUUAUUUUCGGAUGGCAUUUUCGUAAUUUCUUGGGCGACGAAAGGCCAUUUUCUUUGGAUAUUGAAGACUACAGAUCACUGAUUGGCCUGAGGCUAUUCUUUAAUGAUGAUUGAAUCCAUUAAGCACCGAUUUGGGCGUAUUUAUUCCGGGUCAAAUUUUGGCAGAUUCCAAAGGGGUACCAUCACAGAUUUCGGGCGAUUUUUCCGAAAUACCAUUUUCUUUCGAUUCUGGAGGCUACAGAUCAAUGAAUCAGGCCGAGGCUAUUCUCCACCGAUAAUGAAGUAUAUUGAUCCUAUUCUCCACGGAUGAUAAGCCCGUUAAGCAUCGAUUUGGGCCAAUUUAUUUUCGGAUGGCAUUUUCGUAAUUUCUUGGGCGACGAAAGGGUAUUUUCUUUUGAUAUUGAAGGCUACAGAUCACAUAUUCGGCCUGAGGCUAUUCUCCAACGAUGAUUGAUUCCAUUAAGUACCGAUUUGGGCGGAUUUAUUCCGGGACAAUUUUUGGCAGAUUCCAAAGGGGUACCAUCACGGAUUUCGGGCGAUUUAUCCGAAAUUCCAUUUUCUUUCGAUUCUGGAGGCUACACAUCACGGAAUCAGGCUGAGGCUAUUCUCCACCUAUAAUUAAGUCUAUUGAUCCUAUUCUCCACGGAUGAUAAGCCUGUUAAGCAUCGAUUUGGGCCAAAAAAAUUCCGGAUGGCAUUUUCGUAAUUUCUUGGGCGACGAAAGGCCAUUUUCUUUGGAUAUUGAAGGCUACAGAUCACAUAUUCGGCCUGAGGAUAUUCUCCAAUGAUUGAUUCCAUUAAGCACCGAUUUGUGCGUAUUUAUUCCGGGUCAAAUUUUGGCAUAUUCCAAAGGGGUACCAUCACAGAUUUCGGCCGAUUUAUCCGAAAUACCAUUUUCUUUCGAUUCUGGAGGCUAAAGAUCAAUGAAUCAGACCGAGGCUAUUCUCCACCGAUAAUGAAGUCUAUUGAUCCUAUUCUCCACGAAUGAUAAGUGAUGCUCUAAAACACAACACCUAACAAUGUCCAAGUGUAACCAAUGAAAGGGACUGCAGUAUAGUGGCACAAGUAAUAAAUAUCGAAUCCACGGGUCUCUAGAGUUACUAUUACUCAGCUUCAGUUCAUUAUCUAGCAAACUAGAUUAAGGAUUGAUUAACUAAACUACUCUACUAACUAAACUAAGUAAAACUACUAAUUACAGUUUGGGAACUCACUUAGGUAUGAUUCCCCCUAGCUCCUCAAUUAGGUCCAAGUUGUAAUUCAUUUUGGUUGAUUUACUGUUGAUUAAACUGCGGAAGAUCCGACAGUAACUUGGAAUCUCUUAAGCUGACCAAGCCCUCUCAGUCUAACUAUCCGGCAGACGACUAGUCUUCACCGGGAUAGAAAGCUGAAGCAAUAAGCACAGAACUCCACUACUGGAAUUGGAUUCCAGUACAAAGCAGUAAACUGGCUAACUCUCGUAUAUCCAAUCUCCUACUACCGAAUGAUGAGACUCUAGCAACCUAAUCAGAUUCUAUCCAUCUUAGAUUGCAGCAGGAAUCAGGAAAAGUUGAUCAGACUUCAAUUGACUCAAUAAACAUGCAUCAUUCGAUUAUAAUCAAACAAUAUAGCAUCCAAAACUUCAUACAAGAAAGAUCCUAACUCAUGGAACUAAAGUUCCUCAAAACCUAAGUGAAGGGAAGUUACUCCAUAGAGAAGAGAGAGACUGCAGAAAUCUGAUCUAGAUCUUCAAUCUCCAUCUCCAAGCUUGAUUCUCGAGCUCCAAUGGCGAAGAAAUCCUCCAAAAUAGCUCCAAGAAUGUUCCCAAGUCGCUCUCUCUCUCUAGGGUUCGUCCCUUGGGUGUUUGGGAUCCAAAACCCAGCUCUCUCUACUCUUUGGUUCGGAAUUUGGCUUAAAACCAGGAAAUCCCGACUCGCACGGCCAGGGUGCACGGCCGUGCAUAUCACCAUUCUGGCCGUGCAACUCAAAACGCAGCGUGUCAUUUAGUCGAACUUCAGCCCUCUCGCACGGCCAGGGUGCACGGCCGUGCGAGCUUCAGGGGUUGCCCGUGCGUGUCCUCGGCAUAAGGCGCAUGGCCAUAUUGCUCACGUGCACGGCCGUGCAGCCUCCCUGGUCUGCCCGUGCAGCUCCCCAAAAACCUCGCCAUUCGUCCGUUCUUCGUCCAAUCGACCCCAGACUCGCUCCUAAGCCUUCAUUCACGUACUAGAACCUGAAACAUCACAAACAAGCACAACCUAGCGUGAAAUCGGCCUAAAACACGAGAAUCAACACCUCAAACGGUGUAAGAAUGGGGGUAAAAACAUGUGUAAAUGACGGUAUAUCAAUAAGCCCGUUAAGCAUCGAGUUGGUGCAAUUUAUUUUUGGAUGGCAUUUUCGUAAUUUCUUGGGCGACGAAAGGGUAUUUUCUUUUUAUAUUGAAGGCUACAGAUCAUAGAUUCGGCCUGAGGCUAUUCUCCAACGAUGAUUGAGUCCAUUAAACACCGAUUUGGGCGGAUUUAUUCCCGGUCAAUUUUUGGCAGAUUCCAAAGGGGUACCAUCACAGAUUUCGGGCGAUUUUUCCGAAAUACCAUUUUCUUUCGAUUCUGGAGGCUACAGAUCAAUGAAUCAGGCCGAGGCUAUUCUCCACUGAUAAUGAAGUCUAUUGAUCCUU
Molecule: messenger RNA, 3465 nt
Organism: Linum trigynum
Lineage: Eukaryota; Viridiplantae; Streptophyta; Magnoliopsida; Malpighiales; Linaceae
Source: the annotation of a GenBank genome assembly